AUGCCAAAGGUACAUCCAGAUUCGCCGAUUCGUUUCCAUACCUUUUCUACUCCACUCUUUCAUAUACCCAAAUCUCCUCCCAUUAUAGCUAUCGAUACGACAACGCUGGUUGAUCUCCUUCCAGACCCGCAGAAGGAUAUCUUAAUUCAACACGUUGCUCCAGCAGUAGGCGCACUACCAGAGGUGGUACCUCUCUCCCUUGGCCUCCUCUUCUCUGCUGUCGCGCACUCUGGCUGGCGUCUGGACACCUCACGACUCUUGGAUGCCGCCGCUGCUGUCGGCAAUGGACGGGAUAAAGUGCUACCAAGCACUCUUUUUGAACGUGAUUUCACUCUCUCCUUCUGGCUCCAACGUGAGCCCAAACAGGAUGAUGAUCAUGAAACCAUUCUCUGCAGUCAAGAGGACACAGGUGAGGGUCGGUUCCAGUGA
Messenger RNA from Hydatigera taeniaeformis, 429 nucleotides. Lineage: Eukaryota; Metazoa; Platyhelminthes; Cestoda; Cyclophyllidea; Taeniidae. The record is from the annotation of a GenBank genome assembly.